AUGGCGGCAAAGGCCGAACAAGAGAUGUCGUUUCUUGAAACGAAAUUGCUUUGGGUGGUCGAUGACCAUGGUAUUUGGCAUGAAGCACGAGCGCUCUUGGAUUCAGGAUCGAUGUGCAAAUUCAUUUCGGAAUCCUUAGCGCAAAAGUUGCUCACCACGAGAUCGAAGGUUAAUGUUUUGAUCGUAGGUAUCGGUCAAGCGGUACAACAGGUUAAAUGAUCCAUCGAUGCUGCAGUGUAAUCGAAGUCAGAGCGGUUUUCAACCACUAUGGAAUUUCUGAUUUUGAAAACACCGUCUGCUGCGAUUCCAAUAACACCGAUCGACACAACAUCAUGGAAGAUUCCGACUGUCUCGUUAGCAGACCCAUCAUUCCACAUCCCAGGCAAAAUAGAUAUCGUCAUCGGUAGUGAUGCAUAUUGGGAAAUGAAUACUGGCAGAAAGCGUGCACUAGGUAGAGGCAGACCAUGGUUGGUAGAGACGCCCUUCGGUUGGACAGUCUCUGGGAAUAUUUCUCACACAUCGGCUUCGAGCCAACGAUCCUGCCUCAUCACCGUUAGUCACACUUUGCUGCAAUGUUUCUGGGAAACAGAAAGCAUCCUAGUAGGUCCCGCGUUAUCUAUAGAAGAGGACCAAGGCGAGAAACAUUAUGCGACUACUACAACACGUGAUAGUCAAGCUCGAGACGUAGUAAGCUUGCCGCAUAAGACCGAUUCCAAAAUUGUUUUGGGACAAUCUAGAGCUAGAGCCGAUCGCCGGCUCGUUGCCGUUGAACGACGAUUGUUGAACAAUCCUGAAAUGGAAGUAGAAUAUAAAAGGUUCAUGUUCAAAUACGAAACAUUAGGACAUAUGAGAAAACUCACCGAACCUAUAGAUGAUAGUGCUCCGCAUUAUUAUAUCCCUCACCAUGCGGUGGUAAAGGAAACGAGUACGACCACGAAGGUACGUGUUGUCUUCGAUGCAUCCUGCAAGACAACGUCUGGAUACUCGUUAAACGAUACGCUGCUCGUAGGCCCUACAGCACAAGAUGAUUUGUUUACGAUUAGCUUGAGGUUCAGAAAGCACGCCAUAGCCCUAGUAGCAGAUGUCGAAAAGAUGUAUCUACAAGUUCAUCAUUGUGAAAGUGAUCACAAACUGCUACGCAUUCGGUACCGAGAAAGAUCUUGCGAUCCAAUCGAUGCACGAAUGGAAGGAUGGCCAAGCAGUAUCAACGCUAGGAUUGGUUUGGGAAAAAGCCAUUGA
Messenger RNA from Anopheles moucheti, 1239 nucleotides. RefSeq lists its product as uncharacterized. NCBI's taxonomy places the organism in Eukaryota, Metazoa, Arthropoda, Insecta, Diptera, Culicidae. The record is from RefSeq and is a predicted model, not a curated record. The transcript has a single exon.